Paraphaeosphaeria sporulosa is the source of this 417-nucleotide messenger RNA. RefSeq lists its product as uncharacterized. The transcript has 2 exons. The coding region runs from base 37 to 417 and encodes 126 amino acids. Gene Ontology annotation, molecular function: heme binding; monooxygenase activity; oxidoreductase activity, acting on paired donors, with incorporation or reduction of molecular oxygen. NCBI's taxonomy places the organism in Eukaryota, Fungi, Ascomycota, Dothideomycetes, Pleosporales, Didymosphaeriaceae. The record is from RefSeq and is a predicted model, not a curated record.
GGCUUACACCUCAGCCCAGCCAUUGUACCUGCGCUGAUGCGCCUUCUCCCACUCAGCAAGGACCUCCUACACUUCGAGCUAUCCACGGAGACACUCGUGCGCCGCUGCCAGCAGCAGCUGGACUACACCGGCAUCCUCAACGAGUGGCCCACCGCCGAGGAAAAAGGCGUGCUUGAUCGCGAAGACCUUGAGCUCAACGCCCCGCUGUUGAUCGGCGCGGGUAGCGAGACGACGGCGACAACGAUGUCGGGUGCUACCCUCGCGCUGGUGGAGACGCGCUUGAUCAUGGCGCGCCUGCUAUUUGAGUUUGAUGUCACGCUCAUGCCUGAGAGCGGGGGGUGGUCUGAUCAGCGGUCGUAUGCGGUGUGGGAGAAGCCGCCGCUGAUGGCGAAGCUGCGGCCUGUGGAGAGGGUAUAA